AUGCCGGACCCGACGGACUAUAUAAUCCUGCAGCAGAUACAGCAAGAAAAUGAGUUGCUCGAGAGCCAGACACAAGUUUCCAAUGUGCUAGCGAAUCUGGACAGCAUGUCUGAAAAAGUUGAUUUUGAGAUACCGGAUACACUACGCGAUUCAGUGCAUCAAGUAGAAACCUUUUACGAUGAUUUCAAUCCAAGAAUCAAAUAUCAGGAACUGAUCCAGAAAUUACUGCAGACAGCACUGCUACCAAUCUUUUUCGCAGAUUCAACUCGUAUGUUGCUCCGGACACGUAUUCUGUUCAAAUUUCGAGAUCGAGCGUUGAAAUAUCUAGCAGUAAUUUACAAACAUCAGGCGAAACUGCUGUGGUCAAGUAUCGGUGCGGUUUUACCGGAUGCAAUCGCUCAAUAA
Gongylonema pulchrum is the source of this 405-nucleotide messenger RNA. NCBI's taxonomy places the organism in Eukaryota, Metazoa, Nematoda, Chromadorea, Rhabditida, Gongylonematidae. The record is from the annotation of a GenBank genome assembly.